Oryza sativa Japonica Group (Japanese rice) is the source of this 1586-nucleotide messenger RNA. RefSeq names its product RGG repeats nuclear RNA binding protein A. Lineage: Eukaryota; Viridiplantae; Streptophyta; Magnoliopsida; Poales; Poaceae. Gene Ontology annotation, molecular function: RNA binding. Gene Ontology annotation, cellular component: cytoplasm; nucleus. The record is from RefSeq and is a predicted model, not a curated record.
GAGAGGGUAGAGUAGAGAGGGGGUGAGCUCCAGGUGGCGGCUAGGGUUAGGGUUUUAGGGUGAACUCACCGCGCCACCACCCCUCCCGCAUCUUCCACCUCCGCCUCUAAACCCCGCACGCCCGCAACCCAUCGUGCCUGAUUCGUCCAUCCGCCAUUGAUGGCGGUCUUGUCACCGGCGGCGUUGUCCUAAGUGGUUUGGGUGUUGUGCAAGAGGGUGGUUUCGUUGCGGGGGGAGGAGGAUCCGAUGGGGACGAAGAACCAGUUCGACCUGCUCGUCGACGUCGACAACGACGACCCCUCGCACCUCAUCGCCGCCGCCGAGAAGAAGGCGGCGGCGGCGGCCGCGUCGCCCAAGCCGGCCGCCCAGGCAAAGCUGCCCACCAAGCCGCCGCCGCCCGCGCAGGCUGUAAAGGAGUCCAGGAACUAUGGUGCUCCAGCCCGUGAGGGGGCAGGCCGCAAUGGACCAGGGCGUGGCAGUGGUGGUUUUGGUGGAGGCAGGAUAGGCCAAAGGCGUGAUUUUGGUGAGGGUGAUACCAACGGUGUAGAGGGAGGGUAUGGCGCUAGCGGCUUUGGGGAUGGAAUUGUGAGGAGGGAAGAAGGUGAACACAGACCUUCAGAGAGGGGCCAUGGACCACGCCAGCCUUACCGUGGCGGAGGCCGACGUGGCGGUUACACUGGUGGGGAGGCUGGGGAUGAGUCUGGUCGUGCUCCUCACCGUGCCUAUGAACGUCGUAGUGGCACAGGUCGAGGGUAUGGGAUGAAACGUGAAGGCGCAGGCCGUGGUAACUGGGGAACUGUGACUGAUGAAGCCCUUGCCCAGGAAUCUGGUGAGGCUGUCAGUAUUGAAGUGUCUGUUACCGUGACUGAGGAAAACAAGCAGGAAGAUGUACCACAAUCUGAUGAAGUCGAGAAACACAAGGAGGGUGAAUCAAAUGAAGAGGAAGAAAAGGAACCUGAAGACAAGGAGAUGACUUUGGAGGAAUAUGAGAAAGUACUGGAGGAGAAGAGGAAAGCUUUGCUUUCACUGAAGGUUGAAGAGAGAAAGGUUGUGGUGGACAAGGAAUUGCAGUCAAUGCAACAGCUCUCAGUGAAGAAGGAUUCUGAUGAAGUGUUCAUCAAGCUGGGUUCUGACAAGGACAAAAAGAAAGAAAAUGUUGAAAGAGAUGAACGCACCAGGAAGUCUCUUAGCAUCAAUGAAUUCCUGAAGCCGGCUGAAGGUGAAAGAUACUACAGCCCAGGUGGGCGGGGGCGGGGACGUGGCAGAGGACGUGGUGACCGUGGAGGAUUCCGGGAUGGCUAUAGCUCUCGAGGUCCUGUUGCCGCACCAAGAAUUGAAGAUCAAGCGCAGUUUCCCGGCUUGGCUGGGAGAUUGGUGCACUAGCUGCCAUGAUAUGAUCUCCUUGCACUUUUUGUGGGAUUUUAAAAAUGUGUCUGCACGCGUUGCUUGCUGCAUCAGUGUUGUACUGUCAAGCUACGCAUAUGCCACUGUUGUGUCUCAUGUAUACCCGUGCGGCCGAGCCAAAUGUUUGAAAGGUAAUUUUCAAAAAAUCUCAUUGGAGGUUUUCCGUGUGUUGGUCAUGUCAA